AUUCGUAAAUACACCGCGGAACAGUUAUAUCUCCAUCUGCUGACAAGGUGUGACGACGACGAGCAGGAAGCGGAGGAGGAAGAGGAGGAGGACGGCGAGGAGGGGGAGGAAAGACAAGAUUGCCUGGAUGAAGUAUUUGAGAUUCUCACAGAAACGCGCUGGGACUCUCCCGUGGCAGAAAUUAGGAAGGACCGCGACAAGCUCUUCGAUCUGCUAAAGGUCCCAAAGCUCCCUACCAAAGCCAGCGCGCAUCGAUCCUCCGCCGUGGCAAGCUGUUCUGCAACAGUUCUGUAAACCGUGGGUCUGUACCGGAUCGUGGGAUCUUAGGAAAUUGGAACUUAGAAUUUGGAGUUUUGAACAACAAGAGAGAAAAGACUAGACGAGUGUCUUCUUCUUCUUCUUCUUCUUCUUCUUCUUCUUCUUCUUCUUCUUCUUCUUCUUCUUCUUCUUCUUCUUCUUCUUCUCCGUCGUCUUCUUCGUCUCCUCCUCCUCCUCCUCCUCCUCCUCCUCUGAACAACAAGAGAGAGAAGACUAGACGAGUGUCUUCUUCUUCUUCUUCUUCUUCUUCUUCUUCUUCUUCUUCUUCUUCUUCUUCUUCUUCUUCUUCUUCUUCUUCUUUUUCCCUUCAUCGUCGUCUUCUAUGUCUCCUCCUCCUCCUACUCCUCCUCCUACUCCUCCUCCUCCUCCUCCUCCUCCUCCUCUGAACAACAAAAGAGAGAAGAGUAGACGAGUGUCUUCUUCUUCUUCUUCUUCUUCUUCUUCUUCUCGUCCUCCCUGCGCCUCCUCCUCCUUCUUUUUCUUCUUCUUCUUCAAGUUCUUCUUCUUCUUCUUUUCUUGAUUUUAUCAUUGUGUGAAUGUAUCAUGUAUUUAGUAUUUUUACUAUUUUACUAUUUACACAUUUGCGUAUUAAAAUGUAUUUCGACAUCGAUUUUCAAUCAGCAAGGUGGUCCUCACUCAUCAGAUUUUGUUCAAUCCGCAAAUAGAGAACAAUGGGGGAACCCGGUGUUAAAGAAGAUUCAAGGAGUUAUCCCUGGCCCAUCCAUGUUGCUAUAAAAUUAUAAAUGUCACACAGUAGUGCACACAUCUGCAAGACUGGUGAACUGCUGAUAAAUAGGUGGCCACGAC
Molecule: messenger RNA, 1125 nt
Organism: Chara braunii
Lineage: Eukaryota; Viridiplantae; Streptophyta; Charophyceae; Charales; Characeae
Source: the annotation of a GenBank genome assembly